AUGACUUUUUCAAUGACCCGUAAGAGAGCGUACAAUUGGUACAUCUCUUGCGUUGCAGCAUCAUGUAUGGUACUCUACGGCUACGAUGCAUCUGUAUUCAACUCAGUCCAGGGUUCCAAGAACUGGCUCGCUUGGAUGAACCACCCAAAUGCGUCGACAAUCGGCUCAAUUAAUACAGCAUACACGGUCGGUGCUAUCUUUGGUGGUUUCUUCCUGGGAGGCCCGUGUGCAGACUUCCUGGGCCGCAAACUUGGAAUGGGCAUUGGCUGUAUUUUGGUCAUUAUUGCCACCUUUAUGCAAACCUUCGCUCCUCACCACGAUCUUGCCUGCUUCCUUGCCGGUAGAUGCAUUAUUGGUAUUGGCCAGGGUAUCGCAUUGACUGCGGGCCCUAUCUACAUUGGUGAAUUGGCUCCGCCAGAGAUCCGUGGUAAGAUCAUGACUUUCUGGCAGAUGUUCUACUCUGUUGGAUCGUUCAUCUGCUUCUGGAUCAACUUUGCCUGCACUAAAAAUGUUCCCCAGCUGGGUGAGUGGGACUGGAGAUUGGUUGUUAUUUUCCAGCUUUUGGUUCCUAUUUUGAUCCUUGCCCUCCUGCCGACUAUCCCCGGUAGCCCUCGUUGGUAUAUCCGGAGAGGAAACAACAUCGAGAAGGCCCGUGAAGCUCUCCGAAGAGUUCGUGAUACCGAGGAGGAAGUCGAGCAAGAGCUGCUGGAGAUUCGUGAGGCUAUCGAAUACGAGAAGGAAGCUAUCUCUAGCAAUUACUCGGCUCUCUGGAAAGACAAGUCUCUCCGCAAGCGCAUGGGUCUAGCUCUGGUUCUCAAUGCCGGCCAACAGAUCACCGGACAAGGCUCACUCAACUCAUACUCUACCAAGAUCUACCAGAAGGUGUUUACCAGCGACAGUCAGAUUGCUCUGAUCAACGCUCUGAACGCCACCUUUGGAAUUUUCUUCACCCUGAACGCCGUCUGGAUUGUUGAUCGAUUCGGGAGAAAGUUCCUCUUGAUUGUCGGUGGUAUCGGCAUGGGUCUGUGCAUGAUCAUUGUCUCCGCCGUCGAAACAGAAACACCACAACUUGCCAAUGGAGCCAAGUCGGAGCCUGUCGGUAUAUCGAUUGUGUUCCUUCUGUUCUUGUUCAUCUUAUUCUACAAACCAUCUUGGGGCGCAACAGUAUGGAUCUGGACGUCUGAGAUUUUCUCAAUGAACGUUCGCGCACAGGCCGUAGGUAUGGCAUCGCAGACUCAGAACAUCGCCAACGCCAUCGUGCAGCAAUUCUUCCCUCUUUUCCUCGACAACGAGGGCUUCUAUGCCUUCUACAUGUUUGCCGGUAUUAACUUCCUACUUGCCGUCUUCGUUUGGUUCCUUAUUCCGGAGACCAAGCAGGUUCCCCUUGAGGAGAUUGAUAUUCUAUUUGGCGGUGCUAACCAUGUUGCUCGGGGAGAGGAGGUGAUGGCACACCAGAAGGGGGUUCAGAUGAGCCACGAAGAAAGCAAGCAGCCUGGUGCUGUUGCUGUUGAGCAUACUCGGAACUAG
Penicillium roqueforti is the source of this 1527-nucleotide messenger RNA. Its product is annotated as putative MFS sugar transporter. Gene Ontology annotation, molecular function: carbohydrate:proton symporter activity. The coding region runs from base 1 to 1527 and encodes 508 amino acids. Gene Ontology annotation, cellular component: membrane. Gene Ontology annotation, biological process: transmembrane transport; carbohydrate transport. The transcript is spliced from 5 exons. NCBI's taxonomy places the organism in Eukaryota, Fungi, Ascomycota, Eurotiomycetes, Eurotiales, Aspergillaceae. The record is from RefSeq and is a predicted model, not a curated record.